Ilex paraguariensis (yerba mate) is the source of this 489-nucleotide messenger RNA. The record is from the annotation of a GenBank genome assembly. NCBI's taxonomy places the organism in Eukaryota, Viridiplantae, Streptophyta, Magnoliopsida, Aquifoliales, Aquifoliaceae.
CGGGGUGUCUCAAAAGUGGUAAUUGAUGCUCCAGUCUAUUUGAGUAAUGCCCAAAAGAAGGAAAUCGAAUCCGCUGGCGAAAUUGCGGGUUUAGAUAUGCUUGAGAUUGUUGAUAAGCCGAUUGCCGCUGCACUCUGUUUGUUAAAUCAAGGCGGUAAUGCCUUCGGUGUCUCAAUCCUUGAGAUCCCUAAUGGAUUUAUCGAGGUAAAAGCUAAAAAUGGUGACUUAUUCCUGGGUGGUGUGGAUUUUGACCAUGUUCUAGUGGAGUACUUGUUUGAUGAGAUUAGAAGGUUAUAUUCUUUAGAUAUCUCUAGAGACGGAAUAGUUAUGAUGAGGCUAAAAGAGGCUGCCAAGAAAGCAAAGAUGGAACUCUCAUCCUCUCUUCAGGCUCUGGUACAUGUUCAUUACAUCAUGGUGUUUGGAUUGGACCCAAUACAUGCAAACAUCACUGUUUUUCGUUCAAAAUUUAAAGAAUUAGUGGAAUGCUAG